AUGUCCAAGCGGCCGACAGUGGUCAUUCCCCAGGGCCCGUCUCAAGCAGAUGGACCUUUGACCAACGAGGUCGAGACGGCAGUGACAGCUGGCUCUGCCCGUGCCCGCCGCUCUGCAACGCUCCGUACUCCUUCGUCCACCGCACUCCGCUCGCCUGCGGCAGAUUGGUCUGUCCGCGGAGGCGACACGCCGCCGCCCGGCGAUACCGAUGCAGCUCAUGAUCAUGAUCAUGAUCAUGGUGGGCCUCACGAGGCACCUGCUGACACGCCGAGCAUCAAUGUCGGCAUCUCGGCCUUUGUCUCGCUGCUCCGACGGAAUCGUGCCUAUCGGUGGUUGUGGAUUGGUGGCUUCAUCUCGGGCUUGGGCACCUGGUUCAACGAGAUCGCGACCGUGGUCAUCUUGCAGCGCUACACAAGCUCGGCCUUUAUGAUGUCGCUGUACUUUAUACUCCGCCUGGUCUCUGCAGCCGCCUUUUCGCCCGUUGGUGGCGUCAUCACCGAUGCCCUGCCCAAGAUCUACGUUCUUAUCGCCUGCGACCUUGUGGCCACCGUAGCUGUCUGCGCCUACCUCUUGGUCCAGUCGGCAGAGACGCUGUGGAUCGUCUAUGUUAACGUGGUGGCCAUCGGCUGUAUUUCAGCGGUGAUGCAGCCGUGCAAGUCGGCGUUGGUGGCCGAGGUGGUCGGCGGCGGCGACGACCUCGAGCUGGCCAACGCCCUUUCGUCCAUGUCGUCGUCGUCGACGUUCGCGGUCGGAUCAGCGCUCUCUGGCCUUGCCACCGGUGUGCUGGGCACGUCGCCGGCGUACAUCAUUGACGCGUUGACGUUUGCGCUGUCGGCUGUGUGUAUGGUGGUCGCCGCGCGAGUCAUGAGCGGUCGCCCGGCGGCGUACGCGGUUCUCGACGAGCAUGCACCGCCACCGGACACUCCCAUUGCUGGCGAAUCGGACGAGGACGAGCCGUUUGCGGAAACAGAACCAUUGUCGUCAGGGCCCCUCGGAUGGAUCCGGGCGUACGGUCACGGCGUGGCAUUCAUGGUCGUACGCGAGCCGACGCUGCUGCUAUGUGCCCUUCUCAGCGCAGCGUUCAAGUUUGCGGACGCCUCGGGCGAUCUGAUUGUGACCCGGCUCGCUGAGCACGAGUACUCGCUCGGCCUGUCGAACUCGGGCAUGGCGCUGGGACUCACAUUUCUCUCUCUCUCUCUGGGCAUUGUGGCCGGUCCGUUUGCCAUGCGGCGAUUCCAGGCUGCACGCUAUGGCGUUGACGUGCCGAUUUCUGGCCGGUUGCUGUUUGCCGAGUUUGGCUUUGGUCUCGCUAGCCUUGCGUUUGCCAUCAUCGGCCUGCAGCUCUCGAUGGCGGCAUACUUUGCCGCCCUCUCCAUGCUCGGCGCUGGGCUUAUCUUCAUCUACCUGCCGAUGAGCGUGGUGCUACAGAAGAUGUCACCAGCUUACGUCCGCGGACGUGUUCUCGCCACAUCGUCGUCGAUGCGGCUCUUUGCCGGCGCGCUCGGCUUCUAUCUCUCCUCGAUGCUUCUGGACAAGGCAAAGUGGACCGAAAAGACCGUCGAGCUUGUGCUUUCGACAGCGCCAUGUGUGGUGGCCUGUCUCGCCUGCGCAAUCGCCCGCCGCCGUGCGCUUGCCCGCGAGGCUCUGACGAACACCACGUCGUCGCAGCUCACUGUCACAGCUCUCCGCAUCUCGGACGUCUCAUCGCCGCUUGGCGCCUCGCUGGCUAGAACUGGUGCUGGCUCGCUGCUUGGCGCCUCGCUGGCCUCGGCCUCCUCGCUGGCCUCGGUAAGUUCGACUGGCGACGCGUCGCCGUUCUUUGUUCUCGUCGCUGCGCCGGGCUUGCCGCACAUCCUGGCGCCCGGCGAGGCUGUCGAUGUGGCGGUGGCAUUUACCCCGCAUCUGCCUGGCCCGUAUCAUGCCCUGUUGACGGUCCAGCCUACUGCUGGCUCGCCGGUCAUGCGCAUCGCCCUGGUUGGCUCGUGCCACAUCACAACCUCGCCCUCGGCGGGCCGCACGGCCUCGACUUCGCCCGCGGCAAUGCCGUCCGGCGUUCACUCGUCGUCGUUUGAGGCUCUGUGGCACGUCCACCGGUCGUCGAUCGCAAGCCGCCCCCGCGCUCCGUCGAGCUCUGUCUCACCGUCGGGCAGGUAUCCGCGCCCGCUCCACCCGGCGUCGCUCGUCGGCUCCACGGCCUACAACUCGACCACCGCCUCGGGUUUGCCGCCGCGCACCACAGCCCGGGCCUCGCCGCACUCGCCUAGCACCCGCCGUGUCAACACCAGCAUUGCGUCGACGACGUCGUCGUUCGGCAACCGCUCGUCCACCCGCGAGCUCGAGAACCGCAUCGCUCACCUGGAGAACGUCAUGGAGUCGCUCUUUGCCUCGUCCGCUGUGUGGAACACCACUGCGCCAAGCAUCUCCCGCUCGUCCAUCGCGUACCCGAGCCUUCCACCAGCUCCGCCACCGGCUGUUGGGAGCAUUCACUACGCGCCGCCACCGGCAGCAUCUAUGUCGCCGCUGUGCGUGUCGCCGCCACUCUCGCCCACUCGGUCUCUUUCGCGGUCGCGGUCGCACUCUCACUCGCGCUCGCCGAUGCGCUCACCGCCCAAGCCGACGUUCCACUCGCCAGCGCGCGCAUCACCCCCGCCGCACGCGGUUGCCACUCCGCUCUCGACUGGCAAGAGGUCGGUCCGCUGGGCUGAGCCGCUGGAGCAAAAGCCGGAGCCGUCACCACACCUUGUGGCGCCGCCGUCGCCGAUGCGGUUCUCGCAGUUUGCCCCACGCAACUCGCCGCUCAACCUCGAGUCCGGCUAUCUUCGCCCGGCCUCGCCGUCGCCGUUCUACUCGGUGACGCCGUCUGCGAGCCCGGGCUCACCAGCACGCGCUCCGCAUGCCUCAUUUGCCCACACUUCCAACGGCUCGUCAGCUGCGUCCUUCAUCGCCGCGCCGCCUGCGCCGAGCUCAACUCACGCCGCCGCGCUCCUCGAGCCGCUGACGUCGACCGCUCGCAUCGAAGCCGACCUCACCGCGCCUGGCCUGCCGCUCGCGCCGCCGACGCCCGCCACCCCUAUGGUCUCGCCUCACCGGGUCAAGUCGAUCUCUAUCGAGGAUCUUGAGUUCUCGGAGCGGAAACGAAAGCAGCUGCUCGAGGCCGAGUCGAACGCCGCUGCCAUGUGGGAGUCGCUCGCCGCUGCGCCCAACACCGGCUUUGACUCGAUCGACCACCAGGCCAAGAUCGAGCGCAUCAAGCGCAAGCGCGCCUCGGUCCUGCAAGCCAAGGCCCGCCCGAUGUCGUCGAAGAAGACGAUGAUGUUUGCUGCGCGUAGUGUGUGGCACGAGAGCGAGCAUGUGGGCAACAACGAGAACAUCGAGCCGGCUGACCAUCGUCACAUGAUCUCAGCUGGUGACGAUCCUCCACGCGCUAAUGAGGCUGAGCUCCCCCUGGAGCUCCUGUUUCAGCUGGCCGACAAGGAGAACGUCGAUCCAGAGACAGGCGUGCUGCAGGUGCCGAAUCCUGCCGUGCUUGGAAGCUAUGCCCUGCGCCGGCCGUUGCGGGAGCUGCCCAUCGAGGCGAGCAAGGCGAGCAGGAGCGAGGGUGAGGCGGAAGCCGAGGUCGGCGUCGAGAACAGGUCUGUGCCGGCAGGUGCUGCCCGGCGCGCUGGAAAGGAGAGCAAGCGGAAGAGUAAGCGGAGGCACAAGCUGGGCUACAACCGGGUCCGCGGCGGUGAGCCGGUGGCGCAUCGCGGGCCGUCAGCCUUUGCUCGCUUGGAUCGCAACGAGGGCAUGCACGCCCAGCGGGCCAUCAAGCUCCGGUAGGCCAGGCGCAGCGCGGACGCGACUGCGCGGCGCUGAUGCCGGGCCGCGAACGAUAACUGAUGUAAACAUGUAG
Thecamonas trahens ATCC 50062 is the source of this 3892-nucleotide messenger RNA. RefSeq lists its product as uncharacterized. The record is from RefSeq and is a predicted model, not a curated record. The transcript is spliced from 5 exons. Lineage: Eukaryota; Apusomonadida; Apusomonadidae. Bases 1 to 3819 code for a protein of 1272 amino acids. Gene Ontology annotation, molecular function: transmembrane transporter activity. Gene Ontology annotation, biological process: transmembrane transport.